AUGUGGGUGCCGGCUACACCUUCUUCUGGGGCAGUCGCCCCAAGGCAGAGCAAAGAGACGCAGGCGUCGCCUUUGCCAUCAUGGGACGACUCCGAGGAUUUGUACGCCCUCCUGGCAACUAUACCGAUGGUGGAUAAAAAGGUUGUCCUUGGUGACUUCAACGUUUGGGUCGGCACAGAUCAUGCUGCCUGGAGAGGAGUGUUGGCUUCCAAUGGUCUCGACGGUUUCAACUACAAUGGCCUGCUCCUCCUGCGAACCUGCGCAGGACACCGACUCAUACUAACCAACGCUUCUUUUGCAUUUCGACGCGGGAAAACGCGACCUGGCUGCGUCCUCGGUCGCGACACUGGCACCUCCUGGACUAUGACCUUCUUCGAAAACGAGACCAACAGGAGAUGCUGGUGA
This is a messenger RNA of Spirometra erinaceieuropaei, 405 nucleotides long. Lineage: Eukaryota; Metazoa; Platyhelminthes; Cestoda; Diphyllobothriidea; Diphyllobothriidae. The record is from the annotation of a GenBank genome assembly.